Molecule: messenger RNA, 2310 nt
Organism: Nezara viridula (southern green stink bug)
Lineage: Eukaryota; Metazoa; Arthropoda; Insecta; Hemiptera; Pentatomidae
Source: the annotation of a GenBank genome assembly
AUGGAAGAAAAAGAAAAUACUGACCAGGAUACUAAUAGUGAAGAAGAAACUAGUGAAAGCAGUAGUGAUGAAGAAGAGAUUUUAGAUGCAAUUUCAGAUAAGGACUUUUUCAAAACGCUUAGUUGCCUUAAAGUCAAGGAUCCAAGUAUAUAUGAUCAUAAUGUUAAUUUUUUCCCGAACUCAGUCAAAAAUGAAACAAAAAAGAAAAAGAAAGAAGAUGGUGAAAAAUCAGUGUUUGUUAAAGACUAUGUAAUUGGAGUUGUUGAUGAAGAAUCUGAUGAUGACUCCAAAACACCUAAACCUUUAACAUAUGUUGAAGAACAAGAAGCUACUAAGAAUUUUUUUAAAAAUCAAUUGAAUAGUGAUUCAGGUUCUGAUGAUGAAAGUCGGGAAGCAUUGAUGAAGGUUAAAGUAAAAAAUGAAAAGACUAAAGAAGAGGAAGAAGCUGAUUAUAUUCAGUUUCUUAAAGGUGUAAAGUCAGAAUUAGGUGAUAAGGAGGAGGAGAAAAAACUGAAGCCCCUCCAUGAUUUUUGGAACAAUAAAAAUUUAGAUGAAAAUGAGCAGUUUUUAAAAGAUUUCAUAUUGAAUAGGAGAUAUUUAAGUGAAGAAUCAUCUACUAUCCCUAUCAAUGAAAAUUUAUCUGAAGAUGAAAGAGAAUUAGAAGAGCAAGCUGAAUUUGAAGACCGAUACAAUAGGAGAUUUGAAACAGAAGAAAAUCUUCAGAUUAAGAGGUUUCCUAGACAAGUUGAAGGAUCACUAAGGCGUAAAGAUGAUUCAAGGAAAAAGAAAAGAGUGGAAAUUGCUCAAAGAAAAAAAGAGGAGAAGGCUAAGAAAACCCAAGAAAUCAAGAAAAAGCAAAAAGAAAAACUGGUCGAGAUUGAAGAAAAAAUCAAUCAAUUAAAAGAGGCAACUGACAAUCUAAAAUUUAAUUAUGAUGAUGAAGAAAUAUUAGAAGAUUUUGAUGCUGAAAAACAUGACCAAAAGAUGAAGGAACUAUUUAAUGAAGAUUAUUAUAAUCAGGGGGAAGAGGAACAUCCUGGAUUCAAUGAAGACGACUAUAAUUGGGAUUAUGGAGAUAUAAAUAUGGACUGCGAAGGAGAUAAUUUUGAGGAAGAAAAUAAGAAACUUACUAGGACAAAGAAGAAGAAACUUAAAAAGAAAAAGGCGUUUAAUGAUAUUAUGGAUAUCGCUAAACCUUCAUUUGAUCCAACUGUCCAUAAUGAUUUUAAAAAGUACUUCGAUGAAUAUUAUAAUCUUGACUGUGAGGACUUCAUUGAUGAUCUACCUUGUAGAUUUAAAUACAGAGAGGUUGUUCCAAAUGAUUAUGGAUUAUCUGUUGAAGAAAUAUUAAUGGCUGAUGAUAGUGAGUUGAACAAGUGGGCUUCUGUUAAAAAGAUCAUUAAAUAUCGUCCAGAACAUGUUGAAAAGAAUGAGGUAAAGAUAUAUUCAAAGAAAGCUAAAGAUGAAAAUUUGAAAAGAAAACUGUUUUCCAGUUUGUAUUCUGAAGACAAAGAUGAUUCACUACAGGAGAGUUAUACUUCUGAUAUGAAUACUAGCACAAACAGUAAAAAAAAGAAAAAGAAGUUAAAACAAGCUUUAGGCAGCCAGGAAAACAUUGAAUCUCAUGAUCCAGAGGAGGAUAACAUAAAACCUAAGAAAAACGGUGAGAGUAAUCUCUUUGAGUCAAAUAGUAUUUCAAAUAUGGCAGAAAAAAAACGAAAACGAAGCCAUAAAAAUGAAGAUGAAAUUCCAUCAGUAAUUAAUAAUGAAAAUAAUUUUAAUAGCAAUGAUGACUUCCCAGCUGACAGUUCUCAGACAGCAGAAAAAAAUUAUGAUGAAUUUUUAGAAGGCCGAGAUUCGCUUUUGAGAAAUUCAGGCAAGAAAAAAAUUAAAAAACAAAAGACUGAUAAACCAUCCUUAGCGCUUGACAAUGGUAUAUUAGAUGGAAAGGAAGGAAAUGAUAGCUUGAUAGUUCCAGAAGAUAGGAAGGAUUCAAGUGUUAAUAAGAUGGAGAAUGCUACUUCUCAGGAGCAUGGGCCAAGUUUUCCGAAAAAGAAAAAGAAGAAAUCAGGACAGCGAGAUGUCAAUAAACCCUUUUCACAAGAGAAUAUUAAGGCUGGUGUUGCUAACAAGGAUGGAAAUGGUAGACCAGGCAAUUCAAGAAAUGGUAAGAAUUUCAAAGGUGGUUUCAAACAAAAAAAGACUAGAGACAUAACAGACCUUUCAGAUAACAGAUUACUUGCUUAUGGUUUGAAACCUAAGCAGUUUAGGGCCAAGAUAAAGUAUUCUAAAAAUAAUAAUACUUCAUAA